Messenger RNA from Talpa occidentalis (Iberian mole), 3038 nucleotides. RefSeq names its product STING1 ER exit protein 1 (gene STEEP1). The transcript is spliced from 7 exons. Lineage: Eukaryota; Metazoa; Chordata; Mammalia; Eulipotyphla; Talpidae. The record is from RefSeq and is a predicted model, not a curated record. Bases 52 to 720 code for a protein of 222 amino acids.
GCCCGCGCGACCCUGACUGUUGGUAUUACGUUCUGGUUGCUCUUCAGCAUCAUGCCUAAAGUAGUGUCCCGUUCGGUGGUCUGCUCCGACACACGGGACCGGGAGGAAUAUGACGACGGCGAGAAGCCCCUUCACGUUUACUAUUGUUUGUGCGGCCAGAUGGUGCUGGUGCUGGACUGUCAGUUAGAGAAACUGCCCAUGAGGCCCCGGGAUCGGUCCCGUGUGAUUGAUGCUGCCAAACAUGCCCACAAGUUUUGUAAUACAGAAGACGAGGAGACUAUGUAUCUUCGGAGGCCUGAAGGCAUUGAACGACAAUACAGGAAGAAGUGUGCAAAGUGUGGACUGCCUCUCUUCUACCAGUCCCAGCCGAAGAAUGCACCCGUGACCUUCAUUGUGGAUGGAGCUGUGGUCAAGUUUGGCCAGGGUUUUGGGAAAACGAAUAUAUAUACUCAGAAACAAGAGCCUCCUAAAAAGGUGAUGAUGACCAAACGGACUAAAGACAUGGGCAAGUUCAGCUCAGUCACUGUGUCUACUAUUGAUGAAGAGGAGGAGGAGAUUGAGGCUAGGGAAGUUGCUGACUCUUAUGCACAGAAUGCCAAAGUGAUUGAAAAACAGCUGGAGCGCAAAGGCAUGAGCAAGAGGCGGCUACAGGAGCUGGCUGAACUGGAAGCCAAGAAAGCGAAAAUGAAGGGGACCUUGAUUGACAACCAGUUCAAAUGAUCAUGACUGUUCUCUGAACUCAGAUUAAAGCAUUUAAAUCAAGAAGAAAGAGAAAUUACAUUUUUUGUUUACGUGGACUAAUUCUUUAUUCCCAGCAGAAGGUUUUGCAUCGUCUGCCAUUGACUCUCCUACAUGCAAUGAGUUCUUUGAAUCCAUCUGACUGGCUUUUUAGAUCUUUCUGUAUAUAUAGGUCUUUGGUACUGUUUUUUUUUUGUCCAUUUGAUGGAAACUUCUUCAUCUGUGUAGAAACUCUAUGAAUAGAUCAGUGCUUGAAUGUCUCUGGUUUCUAAGGUAGUGAUUCUUAUAUCUUCUUUAGAGUUCAUAAAAUACUUAGACUUUUGAAAAAAUAUUUCACUGUGUCAUAGAAAAAAGUGACUUGAAUUGGGUUUAAAGUGGCAGCAAGCCAGAUCCAUGGAAGUGGCUGCCUCUCAGACUAGCAGGUAUUGGCUAUGGUUUGAAUGUUUCUAAUGUCAGCAAAAAUCAUAAGAAGCCAGAAUCCACAUAAAGCUUACUUUACUUCAAACAUUAAAGCUCUGGGUAAGUGAUUCUUUCUCAGAAUUUCUACUUGAAAAAAGAAAAGCCAAAUAGUAUAAGGGGGUAGGAUCACUCAGAUCUGAGUGGUCAUGGGGUCUCAGUAAGCAACCCAGGGGCCUACAAUCCUGUCAGAUAGCUUAGAGUGAGUACUGAUUCCAGAUGUGGGUGCUACAUGGGUGGGAGAUAGCAUAGAGUAAGAAAAGAUACUGAGAUCAACAAAACUGUUGAGUAUUUUUUACUUAAUAUUUACUUGUGUGUGAAGGAACAGUGAGCACAAGAACUCUGGUCUCUUCCUAUAAGGAUGCUGAUCCCAUCAGAAGGGCACCCUCAUGACCUCAGCUAACCCAUUAUCUCCCAAAGGCCCACCUCCAAAUGCCAUCACAUUGGGGGCCAGGGCUUCAUUUCUGGAGUGAAAGGAGGGGGACACAGUUCAGCCCAUAGCUUUAUAUAAGAUGUUAAUAUUAGGGGAACCUGACAGAAGAGUACUAUCUUUGAAUAACUUCUGUAAACCUAAAAUUAUUAAAAGAGUUUUAAAGAAUUUGGAAGGAAAAAAAAAAAAACCAAGCCAAGAAGUGUUAAAGGUGCCGAUAGAGGAAUUCAGAUGAUCAAUCACAGAAUCAGCUGGAUCAAAAUGAAGAGGGAUGAUGAUGGAACUGAAAUACUGGGGGAAAAAGGGAGGGUCAAGGAUAUAUGAAGGUUAUAAACAGGUUUAGUUUCACCAUAAGUGAUGCUGUUUGUUUUCCUGGAGUAAUAUAAAAUAUUAAAGGCUUAAGUGUAAUGGACUGUGCUUUGCUAAAUUUGAGUGAAAAAGAGGAAGUAGCCAGAGAAGUGCAGAAGCAGCAGCUGAAUAAGAUAUUAACAAAAUAAAAAGAGUUUUUUUAAAGGAGGUGGUCCACAGUCGUAAGGAUCCCAAAGUGGUCAACAAGCUAGUUUUAAAAAAUUUGUUCAGUCCUCCUAAUAAAAUUGUAAGUCUAAAUGUAACCAACUACUACAGUGGCAACAUUUUACAACAUUUUUUUUACUAUUUUGUCACACUUGGUAGUUUGCAAAAACAAUCAAAAAAAUAGAAUAGGGCCUCCCCGGUGGCACAGCGGUUGAGCGCUGGGUUGCGAAGCUGCCCGCAGCCUCUGCAGCGCCAGUUCGAUCCCCGGCCACCAGGCGAGGGUCCCACAUGGUGCGCAGACCACUUCUGCCGCUCGCUGCUCCCCUCAGCAGUGUACUUCGUCUGCCUGUUAUGCUCCCCGCUCUCACUCUGGUGAAUUCUCUCACCCUCCCGCGCUUCUGACUGUACCCAGUGCUUGUAUAAAUGAAUAAAAUAAAAUCUUUAAAAAAAAAAUAGAAUAAAGGGCCUCCUCCAUGGCGCAGCAGUUGAGCGCUGUGUUGCCCGCAGCCUCUGCAGCACCGGUUUAAUCCCAGGCCGCUGGGCGAGGGUCCCACAUGGUGCGCAGACCUCUCCUGCCGCCCGCUGCUCCCCCCAGCAGUGUACUUUGUCCCUCUGUCUGCUCUGCCUUCCCCUCUGGCUCUGGUGAAUUCUCUCACCCUCCUGUGCUUCUGACUGUACCCAGUGCUUGUAUAAAUAAAAAAAUAGAAUAAGUCCAAAUUUUUUAUAUGGCUUUUUGUACUAACAUGAAAAAACUGUUGCUAAAAUGCUACUACUAAAUAGAGAAAUUAUGUCAUGUUAUUUUAAUAAUUAUUUCUAUAUGAAAAAGUAUCGUGAACACAUGCUGUUUGGUGUUAAGACAAUGAUUUUAAUCUUUAAGAUGAAAUAAAAUGUAUAAUUUGAA